Hylaeus volcanicus is the source of this 1011-nucleotide messenger RNA. Its product is annotated as MKI67 FHA domain-interacting nucleolar phosphoprotein-like. The coding region runs from base 133 to 852 and encodes 239 amino acids. The transcript has 4 exons. The record is from RefSeq and is a predicted model, not a curated record. Gene Ontology annotation, cellular component: nucleolus. Gene Ontology annotation, molecular function: RNA binding. NCBI's taxonomy places the organism in Eukaryota, Metazoa, Arthropoda, Insecta, Hymenoptera, Colletidae. Gene Ontology annotation, biological process: maturation of LSU-rRNA from tricistronic rRNA transcript (SSU-rRNA, 5.8S rRNA, LSU-rRNA).
AUUGCCAUCUAUCGCCAAAUUAUUUGUACUCCUUUAGUUAGGUUUGGUUAGGUUAGGUUAAUGUAUUUGUUUUCUUUUACGUUUCGUAAUUUAUCAUAAUUGAGUCGUAGGAAAUUGAUAAAUUUCUUCAACAUGAAAAUAAAAAAGAAAUCUAAUGCUGUGAGAGUUCCACCACUUAAAAAAAUUAUAAAAGUCAAACGUAAAUCGUCAGACGUAGAAGAGGAAUCAACCGUGACCAAAGCAUUAGAAAACAUUAAAAAGGUUUUGGAGAAGAAGAUUUCAGAUAAAACAAAACCAGUUUCAAAAUCGAAAACAAUUAAAUCAAAGAAAGUUAAUAAAAGUAAGACGAAUGUAUCGAAACCGAAACCGCGAAGACAAAAUACAAAAGGCGUAGUGUACCUGGGUCAUAUUCCUCAUGGUUUUUAUGAAGAACAAAUGGCAGAUUAUUUCAAACAGUUUGGAAGAGUAACAAGGGUACGAGUCGUUCGAUCGAGGAAUACUGGUAGGAGUCGUGGUUAUGGAUAUGUUGAAUUCUUACAUUCUGAAGUUGCAAAAGUAGCUGCUGAAUCAAUGAACAAUUAUCUCAUGUGUGGUAGAUUAUUAAAAGCUACUUACAUCCCACCUGAGAAACAACACCCAGGAUUUUUUGCUGGCACACCUUGGACAAAGAAAGCUUAUCCUAAGUUAAUAAAUAGAAGUAAUAUAAAUAAAAGGAGAAAUAGAAGCAUUCAGGGACAGGAACAUAAAAGUUUCAAAGAAAAAACUAAAAACAGAUUGGCUGCUCUAGAAAAGGUAUUAAAAGAGAAAGGUUAUGACAUAAAAUUUAUUCCAACAGAUGAUGUUAAGGUUUAACAACUAUAAGAAUUUCAUUAAUAUUGAUUCAGCAAAAAAAGAAGAUGUAAAAUAUAUUGAUUUUAGUAUUACAGAAAUUUUUUCUCCAUAUGAAACACUAUUUACAAUUACAGAAUCCUGUAAAAAUAUUUUAUAUUAGUAAAAUAAUUUGUCACAAGA